Epinephelus fuscoguttatus (brown-marbled grouper) is the source of this 1345-nucleotide messenger RNA. RefSeq names its product ladybird homeobox 1a (gene lbx1a). Gene Ontology annotation, molecular function: DNA binding; DNA-binding transcription factor activity, RNA polymerase II-specific. The transcript has 2 exons. NCBI's taxonomy places the organism in Eukaryota, Metazoa, Chordata, Actinopteri, Perciformes, Serranidae. The record is from RefSeq and is a predicted model, not a curated record. Gene Ontology annotation, biological process: regulation of DNA-templated transcription. Bases 267 to 1127 code for a protein of 286 amino acids.
CGGAUGGGUUCGGCUCGUGCCUCGUUGUGCGUCACCCUGGAAAAGUGGCUCGGAGACGUGGAGGGACUGGAAGUCAGAAGUGUCCCUGCAGCGUGCAGCUCGGCGGCCAACAUGCGGCUGGAGAAACACCUGUGAUCCGAGCUGCGGAUUUAUCUUUACUGUCCUGUUCUCCCUCUGCUCCACUUUACCUCAGCCUGUCUGCCCGUCCCCGCUUUGAAUCGCUCGUCUUUAAAUUACCACAGUCGGGUGUGACCCGCUGAGCCGCCAUGACCUCUAAGGACGACUCCAAAUGCCCAGCGGUGCUGGAGGAGCGGAGGCGCAGUCCGCUGGAUCAGCUGCCGCCGCCGGCCAACUCCAACAAGCCGCUGACGCCUUUCAGCAUCGAGGACAUCCUCAACAAGCCGUCUGUGAGAAGGAGCUACUCCCUGAGCGGAGCGGUGCACCACAUAUCUCCCGGAGAGAAGCUGACCUCGGCGGGUCACAGCCUGUCCGGCCGGGCUCUGCUCAGUCAAACCUCCCCGCUCUGCGCGCUGGAGGAGCUGGCCAGCAAAACCUUCAAGGGCCUGGAGGUCAGCGUCCUGCAGGCUGCAGAGGGCCGAGACGGUCUGACGCUCUUCGGCCAGAGGAACACCCCUAAGAAGCGGCGGAAGUCCCGCACGGCGUUUACCAACCACCAGAUCUACGAGCUGGAGAAGCGCUUCCUCUAUCAGAAGUACCUGAGCCCGGCGGAUCGGGACCAGAUCGCCCAGCAGCUCGGUCUGACCAACGCGCAGGUCAUUACCUGGUUUCAGAACCGGCGGGCCAAGCUCAAGCGGGACUUGGAGGAGAUGAAAGCGGACGUGGAGUCCGCCAAGGUCGCUGGCGCUGUGGCCUAUGAGAAGCUCUCCAAGCUGGCCGAGCUAGAGAAGUGCGCGGCCGGAGGGAUGGGCGGCGGGACUGUUUCCGCGCCAGGACACACCGAACCCGACCCAGUCUCCUCCAGGUCCCACCAGGACACCACAGAGAGUUUCGACUCCAGCAGAGCGCACAUGUCGCCUCCUUCCCCCGCAUCGUCGUGGUACACAGACCGGUUGAGCAGCAAGUGUUGCUCGGAGGAUGAAGAUGAGGAAAUAGACGUGGAUGACUAAAGUUAUGUCAGUGGUCACCGUGUAAAGUGCCAAAUAACGCGAUGUUUGCAGACAAACUCUGGCUCAACAAGGAUUUCAUCCUUUGCGCACGAACAUGCAGCAAACUAUCCAGAAACAACAGUCUCAGCGGCUUGAUUUGAGAGAAGCCACAGGCCCACUGCAUCCUGCCGUGGAACGGGCACGCAUUCAGUAAACGCGUGACAGGUUACAGAGAGACA